Molecule: messenger RNA, 2417 nt
Organism: Drosophila nasuta
Lineage: Eukaryota; Metazoa; Arthropoda; Insecta; Diptera; Drosophilidae
Gene: Cyp6v1
Product: Cytochrome P450 6v1
Exons: 3
Coding region: 640-2226 (528 amino acids)
Biological process (GO): insecticide catabolic process; response to DDT
Molecular function (GO): monooxygenase activity; heme binding; oxidoreductase activity, acting on paired donors, with incorporation or reduction of molecular oxygen
Source: RefSeq, a predicted model, not a curated record
AGCUUGCUAGCGCGUUUUUUGUUGUUUUUCGUUCCUUAUUUUUUUUUUGUUUCUCGAUUCUUUUUGCAAAUGCGCGAGUGCGAGUCUGCGUAUGUGUGAGUGAGUGCCUCUCUAUACGUGCAUGUGUGUGUGUGUGUUUGAUACUCUUCUGUUGCCGCUGUUGCUGCUGCUACUGCUUCUUCUUCAUCAUCUGCUUCUUGCCGUUCUUGUUGUUGACGUUGUCGUCGCAUUGUUUUUAUUAUUAUCGUCGUUGCCGUCGUGGCCGCCGCGCAGACCACAAAAAAAAAAACGAAAAAGAAAACAGAACUUGAUUGUGAUAUAAUUUGUUAAGUAUUUAUUUGUAUAAUUUGUUUUAUAUUUUUUUUAUUGUGUAUUUUGGGCGCACACGAAGCGUGCCACGACGGAACACGCGCUGUGGCCGCCGCAUUGCAAACGCGUUGCAACGAAGCGCAACAACAAAACAAACAGCUGAAAAGCUCACCGACGACGAGGCUCCACAUCCAUCGCCAUCGCUCUCUCUCGCUCUUCGUCUCCGUCUCUCUGUGGUCUGGCCACACUGUGCGUCUGACUGACUGACUGUAAGUGUUCUGCGGCCGUCGUCGUCGUUGGUCUGUUGUCAAGCUGUCUCGCUCACUCACCAUGGUGUACUCAACAAACAUACUGCUGGCCAUUGUCACCAUACUGACCGCUGUGUUCAUCUGGUCGCGUCGCACCUACGUCUAUUGGCAGCGACGUCGCGUCAAGUUCGUGCAGCCCACACACAUUUUGGGCAACCUGAAGAAGGUGCUCAAGCUGGAGGAAUCGUUUGCACUGCAACUGCGUCGCUUCUAUUUCGAUGAUCGCUUCCGCAACGAACCCGUUGUCGGCAUCUAUCUCUUCCAUCAGCCGGCUCUGCUCAUACGCGAUCUCCAGCUGGUUCGCACCGUACUCGUUGAGGAUUUCGUCAGCUUCUCGAAUCGCUUUGCCAAAUGCGAUAUGCGUCACGAUAAGAUGGGCUCGCUGAAUUUAUUCUUUGCCCGCCAGCCGGAAUGGCGUGAGAUUCGCACACGUCUAUCGCCGGUCUUUACCGGGGCCAAGAUCAAGCAAAUGUUCUCCCUCAUGGAAGAGAUUGGCUGCGAUCUGGAAUGGUAUCUGAAGCGUUUGACACGAGAUCUGCGACGUGGCGAUGCCGCUCGCGGUGUGAUCGUGAGCAUUAAGGAUGUUUGCGAUCUGUAUAACACGGAUAUGAUUGCAAGCAUUGCAUUUGGAUUACGAUCAUACAGUUUACGGAAUACACAAUCAGAAAUCGGUUCACAUUGUCAGGACAUCUUUAAGCCGAAUGUGCGGCGAAUAAUCGAUUUUUUUGUGAUAUUCUUUUUGCCGAAACUGGUGCCGUUAUUUCGCUCCAAGCUGUUCACGGAGCCGCAUUCCGAAUUUUUGCGUCGCGUCAUUCAGCUGGUGAUCGAGGAGCGGGAACGUGGCGGCAUUUUGCGCAAUGAUCUCAUUGAAAUGCUGUUGACCCUUAAAAAGGAGGCCGAUCUGCAGCAGGACAAAUCGCACUUUACGCAUCAUCAAGACUUUUUGGCCGCCCAAGCGGCCAGCUUUGAGGUGGCAGGCAUUGAGACCUGCUCCUCAACCAUGUCCUUUGCCCUCUACGAGCUGGCAAAGCAACCCCUAAUGCAGGAGCGCUUACGUCGCGAAAUCCGUCACGCCUUUGCCAUCGCCGCCGCCCAUGGAUCGCACGGUGCCGGUCCCGGUUUGAGCUAUGAACUGAUUGCCGGCAUGAAGUAUCUCGAUAUGGUCGUCGAGGAGACGUUGCGCAUGUAUCCGAUUGUGCCGCUGCUGGAGCGCGAGUGCACACCGAUCAACAAGAAGCGCUUCUAUUCGUUGCGUCCCCAUGCCGAGUGCUAUGCACGCCGUGGCAUGCCCGUCUUCAUAUCCAAUCUGGCCAUACAUCAUGACUCCAAGUACUGGCCGGAACCGGAACGCUUUGAUCCGGAGCGUUUCAAUGCGGAGAACAAAUCAAAUCAGACACCAAUGUCGUAUCUGCCAUUUGGCGCUGGGCCGCAUCAUUGCAUUGGACUGCAGAUAGCGCUGUUGCAGAUCAAGCUGGGACUCAUCUACUUUCUGCGUCAGCAUCGGGUCGAGUUCUGUGAUCAGACCGUUGAUCACAUCAGUUUCGAUGCCAAGUUUGCGCUGCUUGCCAGCGAGCAUAGCAUUUACCUCAAAGUUGUAGACUGUUUAUAGCACAAGUUCACGAAGCAUCCACUCAUGACGAGCCCUCCACCACCCUCUAUUCAUAUUCAGAUACAGACUUAUUCACACACACACACACUCGACACACACACGCAUUCACAUCACAGCAUUUGGGCCGCAUUGUACAUAAAUAUUUGGUAUGCCUCAAAAUAAAAACGAUACAUUGAUAUAUGUUUUUUCAA